AUGGGAGUAUCUCUUGUACUUAGUGGCAUUGGAAAACAACGGAAUAUGGAUCGAGUUGGGGUUGUGGGACCAUCCAGAAGGAAACUUGCAAGAAGUCGUAUCCCAGCCAUGGUAAGCAAAGUGCGGCGCCUUGCAAUAGGUCAGAUUCCAGGAACACAAGUCAGUGGCAAAAGCCAACCACGUGCCUCAGACAGAUUUGACAUCACUGAGCCUCACGUGUUGAUUUUUUGCCCAGAAGAAAGUUACAAAUCAUUACUCGCUAAGUUCGAACGACUCAAGCUCCCAGAGGACGAGGAGGCAUGCACUGAUGGAAACGGUAAUGUUGAGGUAGCUUUGUAUAAUAUAACGGACAAGUCAGCCGUAGACUGCAAGGAAGCACAUGGGACUUCCCAAAUAAUAGCUGAAUGGAAAACAAAACUUCUGGACGAGUAUAUCGUAAAACCUGAACUGCUCGAUCCAGGCGUUCGAGUGUUUGAUGUGACCUUGAAAUCAUAUGAUUCUCAGACGACCUUGGUUUGGAGAUUAAACCUUACCAUACAGCCGCAAGAUUGCGCUGAGAAGUCGGGGGUAGCUUUGUGCUCUGAGAAAGGGACCUGUGUUAGUGACGAGACAAAGAGGUCGUUCACUUGUCAGUGUUGUCCCAAUUUCGGUGGCAGCUACUGCGAGGAGUCGGGUGGUUGCCAUGGAAACCCAUGUAAAAAUGGUGGAUCGUGCUUGGAUACGACAGACGGAAUUAAAAGCAAUGACUAUCGUUGCCUGUGCCCUCACGGUUAUAGUGGAAGUUCGUGUGAAGACAAAAAAAGUCUCUGUGAUCACCAGCCAUGUUUGCAUAACGCCACCUGUCGGGAAAAUGAAACAGUUUACUGGUGUCAUUGUCCAGCUGGGUUUACUGGUCGCAACUGUGAAUCAAAAAUUAAUGAGUGUUUGUCAAACCCUUGUGUGCACGGAGUUUGUGAAAAUGGAGAGGAAUCCUUCACAUGUUACUGUCUACCAGGUUUUGGAGGUGAUCACUGUGAGUUUGAAUACGACGAGUGUGACUCAAACCCUUGUAUCAAUGGAGGGGCAUGUGAAGACCUGGUGGCUGGUUACAAAUGUCACUGUGGUCCAGGCUACCAGGGCAGACGAUGUCAAAUUAAAGUUAACCUUUGUAACCCUAACCCUUGCCCUAGUCCAGCUCAGUGUGUCGACAAGGGUAACAACUACAGCUGUAUCUGUAAUUCAAUAUAUAAUGGAGCAGGGUGCACGCAACAUUACAACCCAUGCUUUCCUAACCCUUGUCAGAACAGUGGGAGCUGCUGGCCAAGUCUCGAUACAUACUUCUGUUCCUGUCGCCCUGGUUACACAGGGAAUCUCUGCGAAGUACAAGUCCUGUAUCCAUCGAAAUCAUUGGGACGUACCCUUGAAGACGCAGCAGGAUAUAAAAAAGAUGACACACUCGUGGAUUCUGUGAACGUGCCGUUGGAUCAUCUCCACAAUAUUUACAUCGCCGCAGCCACCCUGGCUGGAGCCUGUUUGAUUGUGGUGUUCGUAGUAACCGUUUGUCAUUGUCGAGUCCAUAAGACUUACCAAAGACUCUUUACUGGCAGCUUACAUGGCGAUAUGUGCUCUGAUGCCAAGCGUCUGAGACGUGAAGACCCGGACAGAUUUUUACUGAGCCUGCGUGGUAGCGUUUCUAAUUUGCGUCCUUGUCCUGACGGAGUUUACGAGGCCACAACCAUUGACCUGUCCGAAAAUCUUGAUCGGCCACUCAUCGAUUCAUAGACUUUCCACUGUAUCUUGCUUUCCGUCUCAUUUUUCGUCCUUAAUCCUGUGAUGACGUCACAUCCAUUUAACCAGCCAGUGAAAGUAUUUUAUCGUAUAAAUAGUUAAUAAAAAAAAUCUCAUAAGUCAAAUGUUUUAUGAAACUGAGCUAAAGGUCACUUUUUUUUAACCCAAAGUGAUUUCAACUAUAUUUUAAAUGUUAACACAGACGACAGUUAUUAAUUCACUGGUUUUUCUCUUCGACUUUAACUUAGUAGAACUUUUCAACACCGCAGAAGUGACAAAUGAUUUGUUUUAAACUUGCCAUCAAGAAAUCGUAACAUAUUCCAUUCUUCUUCUUUAUGGGCUAGUAGUAUCUGAAAAUAUUUAAAGAUACCUUUUCAAUAUCCGACCUAGAUGUUGUAUCGUUGUUGUUAUUCUUGUUGUCUGGUAUAUAUUACCAAUAUUGUCUAUAAUCUUUAACCCACACUUGUAUGGAUGCCCUUCAUGGACUCCAAGACCUUUGUCGCCAUUAGCUACUAUCUUAGACUAAAAAUUAUUCUUUUUUUUUUUUUUUUUUUUUGGUUUACGGUUUUGGCCAAUAAUUAAAUUUUUUGUUUUUAUUGCAAAAUAUCAAAGUGUUCUAGGUUGAAUUAUUGUAUACAUUUAGUAAAAUAAAUUAGCAGCAGUCCUAAUAAGAUAAGUUUCUCAAAAAAAAACACCAUUCUCAGGAAAUGUUCCCUUUCUAAUGAAGAAGAGAUAUCUGCGGUUUGUUUUUCAUUAUUUAAUUUCUGUAGUGCAUAUUGGUGUAUAGAAGACAUAUUAAUACUAGAAAUAAACAAUUUAUAACACCAGAAUGUUGUUUUUAUUUAAUUAAACACUCAUCGUUUCGCUUUAUAGCUUCUUCAUUUGAAGCUCUGUACUGUCCGUUUCAGUUUGUGUUUUAGUGAACGUUCCUGAAGAAGCUGUGAAGCAAAACGUUGAGUGUUUGAUUAAAUAAAAACAACAUUUUGGUGUUAUAAGUGCGUUUAUUUCUAGUAUUAGCUGUUUGUUCUUGUUGCAAAGUAGAUUUUGUGGAUGAACUUUGGUACUUUAAGAGAUAACGAUUAGAGAUUCGUCAGAUAGAACACGUGACUUAGCUUGAGUUAAGAUAUGUUAGUUUGGUUCAUGUAUAUAAACAAAUAUGUUUUAAAAAUCAGUUACCUUGAUUGAUUUCUUAUGUUCGUGUAAAACGGGACUGUUCGGCUAACAAACUACUUUGUACCUGGGGAACAAACUUGUUUUUAACGGUAGAAAAAACAAACAAACAAUAACUUAAAAAAAAACAACACUUUGAAACAAACGAGUCACUUGUAUUAGGAUACGUUGGGUGUUUGUAAAUAUUAAAAAUCGCUUAUUACCUUGAUUAUGGUAAGUAAAAACAGUCAAACAUGAGGUAGAAAGUUACAAUGACACAUUUCUGAUUUAAUAAUCAACCAAUUUUAGCGUUUCAUAAAUCAUGUUUCACAGAAAUGUUAUUUAUUAAACCAUGUUUUGGAAUUUUAUAUUGUAGUAAUUUUAGAAGCAUUUCUUAUCCUUGCUUUUUUUACACGCUUUGCGAUAUGAUACUUUUCAAAUAAAUUAUUUGAACAACUUGUUUUCUCUGUAUACUGUGACAUAUUUGGAACGCAUGGUUAUCAAGCUGUGUUUAUCUCAAGUGGUGGGUCCACCACGUGUUGUUCAUCGAUAAUAAAGUGUUGUUAUUAUUGUGUU
Molecule: messenger RNA, 3492 nt
Organism: Limulus polyphemus (Atlantic horseshoe crab)
Lineage: Eukaryota; Metazoa; Arthropoda; Merostomata; Xiphosura; Limulidae
Product: fibropellin-1-like
Exons: 10
Coding region: 1-1761 (586 amino acids)
Molecular function (GO): calcium ion binding
Source: RefSeq, a predicted model, not a curated record